AGCGCGCCGCGGUGUGGUGACAGUCGCCAUUUUAUUUUGAAAAUCAAACUGAACUGGGGGCGCAGCGACUCUUCAAUUUCGUCAAGUUUGUUGGGAGAAACAAGAAGGGAUGAACAUCUGAAUUACUUUCUUGGAAGCACGAUGCUGAACUUGAUUUUAAACUGAAGGACUUCACCUAGCACCGAGAGACACUGAUCGACAAACUCAUUUGGAAGCCGAUAUUUUUCACACCUUUUGGGGGGGGGGAGCAGAAGUAACCUAUCACUGAAGUGACUAAAGGGGAAUAAUGGUGAUUUUGCGCCGUGCUCGGCCGCCUGCUUCCGCCCCAACCAGCAAUGAAUCUUGACUCGCUCUCGCUGGCUUUGUCUCAAAUCAGCUAUCUGGUGGACAAUUUAACAAAGAAAAACUACCGAGCCAGCCAGCAGGAAAUACAGCAUAUUGUAAAUCGUCACGGUCCUGAGGCAGACAGGCAUCUACUACGCUGUCUUUUCUCCCAUGUGGAUUUCAGUGGCGAUGGUAAAAGCAGUGGCAAGGACUUUCACCAGACACAGUUUCUGAUCCAGGAGUGUGUGUCGCUGAUAUCAAAGCCAAACUUCAUCUCUACUCUGUGUUACGCUAUCGACAAUCCCCUGCACUACCAGAAGAGUUUGAAGCCAUCGGCCCACUUAUUCACCCAAUUGAGUAAAGUUCUUAAGCUCAGCAAGGUCCAAGAGGUGAUAUUUGGCCUUGCUCUGCUCAACUCCAGCAACGCAGACCUUCGGGGUUUUGCUGCGCAGUUCAUCAAGCAGAAACUUCCAGACCUCCUGCGGUCAUACGUUGACGCAGAUCUCGGAGGAAACCAGGAAGGUGGCUUCCAAGACAUUGCCAUAGAGGUCUUACACCUACUGCUCUCCCAUCUACUGUUUGGCCAGAAGGGAGCCAGUGGGGUAGGCCAAGAGCAGAUCGACGCCUUCCUCAAGACACUUUGCCGAGAUUUCCCCCAGGAGCGCUGCCCUGUGGUGCUCGCACCACUGCUGUACCCUGAAAAACGGGACAUUCUCAUGGACAGGAUCCUGCCAGACUCGGGGGAGUUAGCUAAGACCAUGAUGGAGAGUUCUCUUGCAGAAUUCAUGCAAGAAGUUGGCUAUGGCUUCUGUGCAAGUCUGGAUGAGUGCAGAAACAUAAUCCUCCAGUAUGGGGUGAGAGAGGUGACAGCCAGCCAGGUAGCCAGGGUCCUGGGCAUGAUGGCUCGUACCCACUCCGGCCUAACUGAUGGCAUCCCACUACAGUCCAUCUCUGCUCCUGGAAGUGGUAUCUGGAGUGAUGGUAAGGAUAAGAACGACGGCUCGCAGGCACACACGUGGAACGUUGAGGUUCUUAUCGACGUAGUCAAAGAAGUGAAUCCCAACCUGAACUUCAAAGAGGUGACAUAUGAACUGGACCACCCAGGCUUUAUAAUCCGGGACAGCAAAGGCCUGCAUAUUGUGGUGUAUGGCAUUCAGAGGGGAUUGGGCAUGGAAGUUUUCCCUGUCGAUCUCAUCUAUCGGCCAUGGAAACACGCAGAGGGACAGUUGUCAUUCAUUCAGCACUCCCUGAUAAGCCCAGAAGUGUUCUGUUUUGCUGACUACCCUUGCCACACUGUUGCAAUCGACAUCCUUAAGGCCCCACCAGAGGAUGACAACAGGGAGAUUGCAACCUGGAAAAGUCUGGACCUGGUGGAGAGCCUGCUUAGGCUGUCUGAGGUGGGCCAGUACGAGCAGGUGAAGCAGCUGUUUAGCUUCCCAAUCAAGCACUGCCCAGACAUGUUGGUGCUGGCAUUGUUGCAGAUCUCCACCUCCUGGCACACACUGCGUCAUGAGCUCAUCUCUACCCUAAUGCCCAUCUUUCUGGGCAACCAUCCCAACUCUGCCAUUAUUCUGCACUACGCCUGGCAUGGACAGGGACAGUCUCCCUCCAUCCGUCAGCUAAUUAUGCAUUCAAUGGCUGAGUGGUACAUGAGAGGUGAACAGUAUGACCAGGCCAAGCUGUCUCGCAUCCUGGAUGUGGCGCAGGACUUGAAGUCUCUAUCGAUGCUGCUGAAUGGUACUCCAUUUGCCUUUGUUAUUGACCUUGCUGCACUUGCCUCUCGCCGUGAAUACCUCAAACUUGAUAAAUGGUUGACUGACAAAAUCAGAGAGCAUGGGGAACCUUUUAUCCAGGCGUGUGUUACAUUCCUGAAGAGGCGGUGCCCAUCCAUUAUGGGGGGUCUGGCCCCUGACAAGGACCAGCCCAAAAGUGCCCAGCUGCCCCCAGAGACCUUAGCCACCAUGCUGGCCUGCCUGCAGUCCUGUGCUGGGAGUGUGUCUCAGGAGCUGUCAGAGACGAUCUUGACCAUGGUUGCCAACUGCAGCAAUGUAAUGAACAAAGCUCGGCAGCCGCCACCAGGGGUUAUGCCAAAGGGACGUGCCCCUAGCACCAGCAGCCUGGAUGCCAUCUCACCUGUACAGGUAUCUCCAUGUGAAAGACUCAUCACGCCUCUGCAGGAAAACUUUGAAAUGCCCUUUCAUAUGGACCCUCUCUCUGGGAUGGCUUCCUUGAGCCUGGGAGGUACGGCCACCUCCCACACUCAGAGCAUGCAGGGUUUUCCCACCUCACUGAGCUCAGCUUUCAGUAAUCCCCAGUCCCCAGCAAAGGCCUUCCCGCCCCUCUCAACCACCAAUCCCAGCACACCAUUUGGGGGCAUUGGCAGCUUGUCCUCACAGCUCCCUGGUAUGGACUCUGGUCCCCUGGGCUCAGGCAUCGGCUCUGGUAUUGGGUCUGGCCUGGGGAUGUCGGCAGUCAGCACCGAUCCAUUUGGCACCAGGAAGAUGAGCACACCAGGCCUGAACCCACCUACCUUUCAGCAGACUGACCUUUCUCAGGUGUGGCCUGAGGCAAACCAGCACUUUAGUAAGGAGAUAGACGAUGAAGCAAACAGUUACUUCCAGCGCAUCUACAACCACCCACCUCACCCGACUAUGUCUGUGGAUGAGGUGCUGGAGAUGCUACAGAGGUUCAAGGAUUCAACCAUCAAGCGGGAGCGAGAGGUGUUCAAUUGCAUGCUUCGGAACUUGUUUGAGGAGUACCGUUUCUUCCCCCAGUACCCAGACAAGGAGCUGCACAUCACUGCCUGCCUUUUUGGCGGCAUUAUCGAGAAGGGUCUUGUCACCUACAUGGCCCUGGGCCUUGCCCUCCGAUAUGUUCUUGAAGCGUUAAGAAAACCUUAUGGAUCCAAAAUGUAUUACUUUGGAAUUGCCGCUUUAGAUAGGUUCAAAAACAGACUAAAGGAUUACCCUCAAUAUUGUCAACACCUGGCUUCAAUUGCCCACUUCUUGCAAUUCCCCCACCAUUUACAAGAGUGUGUGCAGUAUAUCGAGUAUGGCCAACAGUCACGGGACCCUCCGGUGAAGAUGCAAGGCUCCAUCACCACCCCCGGAAGUCUGGCACUGGCACAAGUACAAGCACAGGCCCAGUCGCAGCAGCCUGGGGUCCCCAAAGCACCACAGCCAGGUCAACCCAGCACCCUCGUCACCACCACUACGACUACAACCACAGUAGCCAAGACCACCACCAUCACAAGACCCACACCCAGCAGCUUCAAGAAGGAUGUGCCUCCCUCCAUAAACACUACCAACAUUGACACUCUGCUGGUGGCCACUGACCAAACAGAAAGGAUUGUAGAGCCUCCAGAGAAUGUCCAGGAGAAAAUCGCUUUUAUCUUCAACAACCUCUCUCAGUCCAACAUGACACAGAAGGUUGAAGAGUUGAAAGAGACGGUGAAGGAGGAGUUCAUGCCCUGGGUUUCUCAGUACCUGGUGAUGAAGCGUGUCAGCAUCGAGCCCAACUUCCACAGUCUCUACUCCAACUUUCUGGACACUCUCAAGAACCCUGAGUUUGUCAAGAUGGUCCUCAACGAAACAUACAGGAAUAUUAAGGUCCUGUUGACCUCUGACAAGGCAGCUGCCAAUUUCUCUGAUCGCUCCCUGCUGAAGAACCUGGGCCACUGGCUGGGCAUGAUUACACUGGCCAAAAACAAGCCUAUCCUCUAUACAGAUCUGGAGGUGAAGUCUCUGCUACUGGAAGCCUAUGUGAAAGGCCAGCAGGAGCUACUUUAUGUUGUUCCCUUUGUGGCCAAAGUUUUGGAGUCCAGUCUACGGAGCAUGGUUUUCAGGCCACAGAACCCUUGGACCAUGGCUAUCAUGAAUGUUCUCGCUGAGCUGCAUCAGGAACAUGACCUCAAGCUGAACUUGAAGUUUGAGAUUGAAGUUCUUUGUAAGAACUUGUCUCUGGACAUCAAUGAUCUGAAGCCGGGAAACCUGCUGAAAGAUAAGGAGAAGCUUAAGAGCCUGGAGGAGCAGCUGUCGGCACCAAAGAAAGAGACAAAGCCUCCAGAAGAGAUGCUCCCAGUUUCUACCACAGGAGACUUUGCUCCAUUUGCAGCUCCUCCAUCAACCCCAGCUGCCACCACCACCACCACUUGCACAACCACUGGGCCCCCCACCCCACAGUUCAGCUACCAUGACAUCAAUGUGUAUGCCUUGGCAGGCCUGGCCCCACACAUCAAUAUAAAUGUCAACAUCCCUCUACUACAGGCCCAUCCUCAGCUGAAGCAGUGUGUGCGGCAGUCAGUUGAACGGGCCGUCCAAGAGCUGGUGCACCCUGUGGUUGAUCGCUCUAUCAAAAUUGCCAUGACAACCUGUGAGCAGAUCAUCAGGAAGGACUUUGCCCUGGAUUCAGAGGAGUCCCGCAUGCGUGUGGCUGCCCACCAUAUGAUGAGAAAUCUGACCGCUGGCAUGGCAAUGAUCACCUGCCGCGAGCCGCUGCUCAUGAGCAUCGCCACCAACCUUAAGAACAGCUUUGCUGCUGCACUUAGAGCACCAACUCCCCAACAGAGAGAGAUGAUGGAGGAGGCUGCAGCCAGGAUUGCCCAAGACAACUGUGAAUUGGCUUGCUGCUUCAUUCAGAAGACAGCUGUGGAGAAGGCUGGCCCUGAAAUGGACAAGAGACUAGCCACGGAGUUUGAGCUGAGGAAACACGCACGCCAAGAAGGACGUCGUUAUUGUGAUCCAGUCGUGCUGACUUACCAGGCUGAACGUAUGCCUGAGCAGAUCAGACUCAAGGUGGGAGGAGUGGACCCCAAACAACUGGCUGUAUAUGAGGAGUUUGCCAGGAACGUUCCAGGUUUCUUGCCCAGUAAUGAUCUCUCUCAGCCCACUGGCUUCUUGGCUCAGCCAAUGAAGCAACAGGCAUGGGCCACAGAUGAUGUUGCUCAGAUCUACGAUAAGUGCAUGGCAGACUUGGAGCAGCAUCUUCACGCCAUCCCUCCAGCUCUUGCCAUGAACCCCCUGACCCAGGCCCUGCGCAGUCUGCUGGAGGCUGUAGCCUUGGCGAGGAACUCCAGGGAUGGCAUCGCAGCCCUUGGCCUGUUGCAGAAGGCUGUUGAAGGUCUUCUGGAUGCCACUAGUGGGGCUGAUGCUGACUUGCUGCUCCGCUACAGGGAGUGCCACCUGCUGGUACUUAAAGCCCUACAGGAUGGACGUGCCUACGGACCACAGUGGUGCAACAAGCAGAUCACCAGGUGUCUGAUUGAGUGCCGUGAUGAGUACAAAUACAACGUGGAGGCAGUGGAGCUUUUGAUCAGGAACCACCUUGUGAAUAUGCAGCAGUAUGAUCUGCACCUGGCACAGUCAAUGGAAAACGGACUGCACUACAUGGCAGUUGCAUUCGCCAUGCAGUUGGUGAAGCUGCUGCUGGUGGAUGAACGCAGCGUCAGCCACGUCACAGAAGCUGAUCUCUUCCACACAAUUGAGACUUUAAUGAGGACCUGUGCACACUCUAGAGCCAACGCACCUGAGGGUCUUCCCCAGCUGAUGGAUGUCGUUCGCUCCAACUAUGAGGCCAUGAUCGACCGGGCUCACGGCGGACCCAACUUCAUGAUGCACUCCGGGAUCUCACAGGCAUCAGAAUAUGACGAUCCUCCUGGCCUGAGGGAGAAGGCGGAGUAUCUCCUGAGGGAAUGGGUCAACCUGUAUCACUCUGCUGCUGCUGGCAGGGAUAGCACCAAAGCUUUCUCUGCUUUUGUUGGCCAGAUGCACCAGCAGGGCAUCCUGAAGACCGACGACUUGAUCACAAGAUUCUUCAGGCUGUGCACAGAAAUGUGUGUGGAGAUAAGCUAUCGGGCUCAGGCCGAGCAGCAACACAACCCAGCAGCCAGUGCAGCUAUCAUCAGAGCCAAGUGUUACCACAACCUGGAUGCCUUUGUAAGGCUCAUAGCCCUGCUGGUCAAACACUCUGGAGAGGCCUCGAACACAGUGACAAAAAUCAACCUCCUCAACAAGGUGCUGGGUAUUGUCGUUGGGGUGUUGAUCCAGGAUCACGAUGUCCGUCAGACAGAAUUCCAGCAGCUGCCGUACCACCGCAUCUUCAUCAUGCUGCUGCUGGAACUCAAUGCCCCCGAGCACGUCCUCGAGACCAUCAACUUCCAGACACUCACAGCCUUCUGCAAUACCUUCCACAUCCUGAGACCCACCAAAGCACCCGGCUUUGUGUACGCCUGGCUGGAACUCAUCUCCCAUCGCAUCUUCAUCGCCAGGAUGCUAGCACACACACCACAGCAGAAGGGUUGGCCCAUGUACGCACAGCUGCUGAUUGAUCUCUUCAAGUACCUGGCCCCUUUCCUGAGGAAUGUAGAGCUCAACAAACCUAUGCAAAUCCUCUACAAGGGCACACUGCGAGUGCUCCUGGUCCUGCUGCAUGACUUCCCAGAGUUCCUAUGUGACUACCAUUAUGGCUUCUGUGAUGUUAUCCCACCCAACUGCAUCCAGCUCCGCAACCUCAUCCUCAGUGCCUUUCCACGCAACAUGAGGCUCCCUGACCCUUUCACACCCAAUCUCAAGGUGGACAUGCUGAGUGAGAUCAACAUCGCUCCCCGUAUCCUCACCAACUUUACAGGCGUCAUGCCUUCUCAGUUCAAGAAGGAUCUGGAUUCAUAUCUGAAGACCCGUUCACCGGUCACUUUCCUGUCUGAGCUGCGCAGCAACCUGCAGGUGUCAAAUGAGCCAGGAAACCGCUACAACAUCCAGUUGAUCAAUGCUCUAGUGUUGUAUGUAGGCACACAGGCAAUCGCUCACAUCCACAACAAGGGCAGCACCCCCUCCAUGAGCACUAUCACCCACUCUGCACACAUGGACAUCUUCCAGAACCUGGCCGUGGACCUGGACACAGAGGGGCGUUACCUGUUCUUGAACGCGAUCGCCAAUCAGCUACGCUACCCAAACAGCCACACUCACUACUUCAGCUGCACCAUGCUUUAUCUGUUUGCUGAGGCCAACACUGAGGCCAUCCAGGAGCAGAUCACCAGGGUUCUGUUGGAGAGGCUGAUAGUGAACCGGCCUCACCCGUGGGGUCUCCUCAUCACCUUCAUCGAGCUGAUCAAGAAUCCUGCCUUCAAGUUCUGGAGUCACGACUUUGUGCACUGUGCCCCCGAGAUUGAAAAGCUGUUCCAGUCAGUAGCCCAGUGCUGCAUGGGACAGAAGCAGGCCCAGCAGGUGAUGGAAGGCACUGGUGCCAGCUAGCCUGUGAACCAGUCAGCUCGAAGCCCUCGGGAGAGAUACCGCGGCCUUGACCCACUCCCCCACCACACACCUCCCUCUUUACUGUUGGCACUGGAUAAACUGGCAACCACAGUUAUUUGAAAUGUGGACAAAAGGACUACUGCUCACGGAUCUAAAGAGUUAGAUUUUUUUGUUUAUCCCUUUGGGGCUGAAUUCAGAUGGAGAGAAUGGAUUGGGACAUGCUGUUUAAUAUACUUUUUUUGAUGCUUUGAUGUAAAUAUUGGAAAAAAGGGAGAACGGAAGAGUAGAUAAGUGGAGAGCAAUGAACAUGUCAAAUAAAAAUGUAUCCUGACAUGUAAAGACAUCUAAACAUAUUUUCACUCACUACCAAAGUCCUUGGUUUGCUUCCCUCCCACACAAAUCCUUUUGUUCUGACUUUUUUUUUUUGCUUUCAGAGGCUGAAUGGUAGAUGAUUGAAGAAAAAAAGCUGCCUGCUACUUUCAUUUAAUUCCUUUUUAUCCCUGAGCGGGACAGGAAGAUGUAGUUAGUCUCCCAGGUGGGGUGGGGGUCUACUCCUGGUGUGUUGGUGGAGACGGUUUGUUCAUUUCAAACCGGCUCUGAAAGUCUCUCCCUGGCACUUGUAAAAUUGUGCAAAGUGAGAAUGGUGACAUCGUAUCUUGACAAUUUGUACAAAGAUCCAAAUUGAAGAACAACAAUUGAAGGACCAAUACAGCCCAUUUUGUAACAUUUUGAAUGUUUUGUAAAUGUAUUGGUCCAUGUGUUGUAUUUUGUAGUCCUUUCUAGUUUGCCUUUAGUUCUUGCUACUUAAUUGCAGUAUGCAUACAUAAAGGAAAUAAAGCAUUCAAACUGCA
Molecule: messenger RNA, 8422 nt
Organism: Thunnus maccoyii (southern bluefin tuna)
Lineage: Eukaryota; Metazoa; Chordata; Actinopteri; Scombriformes; Scombridae
Gene: cnot1
Product: CCR4-NOT transcription complex, subunit 1
Exons: 49
Coding region: 336-7571 (2411 amino acids)
Biological process (GO): nuclear-transcribed mRNA catabolic process, deadenylation-dependent decay
Cellular component (GO): P-body; CCR4-NOT core complex
Molecular function (GO): molecular adaptor activity
Source: RefSeq, a predicted model, not a curated record